Messenger RNA from Diaporthe citri, 1473 nucleotides. RefSeq lists its product as uncharacterized. Lineage: Eukaryota; Fungi; Ascomycota; Sordariomycetes; Diaporthales; Diaporthaceae. The record is from RefSeq and is a predicted model, not a curated record. Gene Ontology annotation, biological process: proteasome-mediated ubiquitin-dependent protein catabolic process. Gene Ontology annotation, molecular function: proteasome-activating activity; ATP binding; ATP hydrolysis activity. The transcript has 2 exons. Bases 1 to 1473 code for a protein of 490 amino acids. Gene Ontology annotation, cellular component: proteasome regulatory particle, base subcomplex.
AUGGGUCCAGAAGCACGGGCCACCAGCGGUGAUGGACGACGCGUUGGCCGAGACUGCCUGCGGCAACGGCUGUGGCAGCUGUUCGCCUUCUGCUUGCGCCGCAUCGUGACAACCGACAUCUUCAUAUCCAUCAAGCAACUCAACACACAACCAGCGCAGCUCGAUCACUCAGCCUCUGAACCCCCCACAGACGAGCUAAACCCCUCGCCGACCGAGGACGACGACGAGUCUCCUCCAAGCUCCUCCCCCUCGACGUCAGCCCCAGCCAAAGCGCAAGCUCCCCGAGCAGCCUCCAUCACCAUGGCGCUCGACAACUACUACCACAACAAGAUCGAGGCGAUGAAGCUCGAGAUCCUCAAGGGUCAAGCUGUUCUGCGCCGCCUCGAGGCUCAGAGGAACGACUACAACUCCAGGGUGCGCCUUCUCCGGGAAGAGUUGGGCCUGCUGCAGCAACCGGGUUCCUACGUCGGAGAGGUCGUCAAGGUCAUGAGCACCAAGAAGGUGCUGGUUAAGGUCCACCCAGAGGGAAAAUACGUCGUCGAUGUAUCAGAUUCCGUUGAUAUCGCCAAGCUCACAGUCGGCAAGCGAGUCACCCUCCUGUCCGACUCAUACAAACUCGAGAAGAUCCUCCCCUCCUCCGUGGACCCCCUCGUCUCCCUCAUGAUGGUCGAAAAGGUGCCCGACUCGACCUACGACAUGAUAGGUGGCCUGGACCAACAAAUCAAAGAAAUCAAGGAGGUCAUCGAGCUCGGCCUCAAGCACCCCGAGCUGUUUGAGUCCCUCGGAAUCGCACAACCAAAGGGCGUCCUGCUCUACGGCCCGCCAGGAACAGGCAAGACCCUCCUGGCGAGAGCGGUAGCCCACCACACCGACUGCAAGUUCAUCCGCGUGUCCGGGUCGGAGCUGGUGCAAAAGUACAUCGGCGAGGGCUCGCGGAUGGUGCGCGAGCUGUUCGUCAUGGCGAGGGAGCACGCCCCGUCCAUCAUCUUCAUGGACGAGAUCGACAGCAUCGGCAGCUCGCGUGUCGAGGGCUCCAGCGGCGGCGACUCGGAGGUGCAGCGCACGAUGCUGGAGCUGCUCAACCAGCUCGACGGCUUCGAGCCCACCAAGAACAUCAAGGUCAUCAUGGCGACGAACCGGCUCGACAUCCUCGACCCUGCCUUGCUGCGGCCCGGGCGAAUCGACAGGAAGAUCGAGUUCCCCCCGCCAAGCGUCGAGGCCCGUGCCGACAUCCUGCGAAUCCACUCGCGCAAGAUGAACCUGACGCGCGGGCUUAACCUCACCAAGAUCGCGGAGAAGAUGAACGGCUGCUCCGGCGCCGAGCUCAAGGGCGUGUGCACCGAGGCGGGCAUGUACGCCCUGCGCGAGAGGAGGGUCCACGUCACGCAGGAGGACUUUGAGCUGGCCACGGCCAAGAUCCUGAACAAGCACGACGGCAGCAAGGAGGUCAGCUUGCAGCGCCUGUUCAAGUGA